Messenger RNA from Lycium ferocissimum, 1260 nucleotides. Its product is annotated as E3 ubiquitin-protein ligase AIRP2-like. Gene Ontology annotation, molecular function: ubiquitin protein ligase activity; metal ion binding. NCBI's taxonomy places the organism in Eukaryota, Viridiplantae, Streptophyta, Magnoliopsida, Solanales, Solanaceae. Bases 425 to 1054 code for a protein of 209 amino acids. The record is from RefSeq and is a predicted model, not a curated record. Gene Ontology annotation, biological process: protein ubiquitination. The transcript is spliced from 5 exons.
GGUGGUUUUCGUUAGUUUAGUAUCGGAGUAAUUUUUUACUACUUCAUCCUGUUAAACCUUAUGAAUUCUUCAAUUGGCAUUCUUAGAAGUUCUCUUUCUUGUAGUAAGUUUUAUCACAUCUACUUUCACAUAUUGUUGAAAAAUAAACGAUGAAAACAAUGCAAUGAAAUAGUAAUCUGCAGUAGCAAGAAUUUAUUGAUGUGUUUUGUUAAUUUCUUUUCUUCUAUUGUUUUGAAGGGUCUCGGAAUAAUACUUUUGUAAGCUUUUUGUGAGUUUGCAAGUCGUUGUUUCCACAAUCUUGAAUUUACUUUCUGUGAUUCCAACUGUUCCAUGUUUAAAUCACUGGAUUUGCUUGUGAUUUCUGUAGCCAGUUGCUAAAAGGGCAGCUUCUAUUCCGAGGUUCAAGAAUGGCACUUGUCUACAAAUGAAAUUGGCAUACAACAACUUGGCGCCAAUACUUCUGUUCUUGCUCCAGUGGAUGGAUUUCUCAUGCACAUGCUUACUUCCAAGUUAUCUCAAUCUCUUCCACAUAGUUGUAUACAAGGUUAGCCCCAAUAGCAAGAAGAAGAUUCCUUCAGAUGGGAGGAAAGCAAGCAUUAGAGAAUUCUAUGCGGUUUUAUUACCAUAUCUCCAGCGCUUACAUGAUAGCUCAUCAGAACAGGAUAGUAGACAAGACGAACCUCAAGUUUCAGAAAAGAUUCCUGGGAAGAAAGUACAAGAGCAAAAGCAUUUUGAUGCUGAUCUAGAAAAAGAAAAUGAAUGUGGGAUCUGCUUAGAACCGUCCACCAAAGUAGUUUUGCCAAACUGCUGUCAUGCAAUGUGCAUUAAUUGCUAUCGUGACUGGAACUUAAGGUCCGCGUCCUGCCCAUUUUGCAGAGGAAGCCUCAAAAGAGUGAACUCAGGGGAUCUGUGGGUUCUGACAGGCAAUAGCGACGUCGUUGACCAGGCAACUCUUUCAAAUGAGGAAAUGUUGCGCUUCUAUCUUUACAUAAACAACCUGCCUAAAGAUAUUCCAGAUGCGCUGUUCCUAGUUUAUUACGAAUAUCUGAUAUGAUUUAACUUCUGAACUAAUUAAGAUGUUUGAUAUUAGAAGUUUAACAUACCGACCAAAGCCUGUGGAUAGAGUCCGGUAAAGCCCUCUAAUUCCUUCAUUUGUCAUUCAUCCAAAACAUUUAUUGUUAACUUUGAGCUGAAUAACUGCAUCCUUACCGUAAUUUGUAAUAGACAUUGAAGUCAGUAAAGAGACUGUUACCUCACUUU